GCCCCCCUGGGGCCUGAGAGGCUGUCCCGGCAGAGGCCGAGGGCUGGCCUCACAUGGCUCUGGGUGUCCGUCCUGCCGUUCCCAGCUGUGCCCACUGUGAGGGUCGAUGACGAGCACAGAAUGAGAUCCUGGACAGGAGGAGGCCCUCCACAGGAGUGGUGCCCUGCUCUCCUGCAGAAGAGAGGAGUCCCUGUCUUUGCUUCCCCAGGCCAUGGGCAGUUCUUCCCCUGAGCAGCUUCCCUACUGGGAAGGGGAGGCAGGGAGAGGGCUGCCCCCCCAGGCUCUGAGCCCUGGAGGCCUGAGUUCACAUCCCAGCUCGGCAAUGCCCUGCCUUGGGGGCCUUGCUCACCUUUCCAAGCCUCAGUUUUCUCCUGGAGACAAUGAGAUUCACUCUCACCCCCCAUAGGUGUUUUGGGGAAGAACCUCCUUUAUACCAGGCAGUGGGGAAAGGCCGAUGGUGGGCACAGGUUGGUGUUUGGGGUCCAGCAAGAGGGCGAGUCAUCUGUGUCCUGCUGUGAGCACUGAAGACAAGGAGAGAAGUGACCAGAGGAUUAAAUCACAGGAGGUUGUUAAUGACCAAGAGCUCAGCAUGGGGACAAAGUCUGAUGGGCAGGUGGGGGGAGACCGGCAGUGGAGACAGUAGGAGCUUGUGAGUUGGAAGGAGCUGGGAUUGAGAGAGGCGACAGGGGUGGCUGAGUUAGGGUAAGCCGGGGAGAGAUGUUUGGAGUUUGGGGUGGUUGAUUUUCAUGAAUAGCAAUGGAGGAUGACCGGAUCUGAUUCGGGCUUAUGUGAAGCACCCUCUGAGAUAUUCACCAUCAAGGGGGAGGAGUAUAAAUCCCACCUGUCCUUGUGGGUGACAUUCAGGGACUUGCUGCCUAAAACAGCCCUGUGGAUGGAGUGUGGCAGAACCUGCCCAGUGAGGGGCCAGGCAGGCACUGCCUCAGCCCGGCGAGGAAGGUUCGCCACAGCACACGGUAUGGAGCAUGGCACUUCCACCGAGGUCUGUGUCCCGCAGAACCAUAGCCCUCAUCCAAGCACUAGGAAACUAUUCCACAGAAUACCUGACAAGUACUUCUCCAGACUGUCAAGGUCAUCAAAAACAAGGAAAGUGGAGCCUAAGGAGUCAUAACAGCUAAAUGUAGUGUGGUGUCCUGGACGGGAUCCUGGGACAGUGAGAGAACAUUGGGGAAACUUUAUUAAAUCAGAAUAAAUGAUGGCAUUUUCUUAAUAUAGGAUAUGCAGAUUGUUCCCUUAGGUGUGGCAAGGGUACCCUAACAGUGUAAAAUGUUAAUAUUUCUCAGGGAAACUAGGUCCAGGUAUUCUCUGUACCAUUUAAAAUUUUUUUCUGAAAAUCUCUACUGUUGUGAAAUUAAAACUUUACUGAAUAUAUGCAAAGAAUAAAGAAUUGGCAACUUCAGCGUGGAGGGCAGACGAGAAGGAAGGACAAGGGUGACUCCAGAGACCUGUGGGAGCCCCGUGGUGGAGCUGCGAGGCGCUUGCUGGUGGAGCUGUGCAGGUGGAGCUGUGAGGCGCUUGCUGGUGCAGAGAUGGAGAAAGGAGGAUGUAGGAAUAGCUGGGGAGCAGGUGAGGAAAGGGAAGAGUCCUGGACCACCCGCGACCAAAGUGUGGGUAGUUUUUUUUGUUUCUUUGAGACAGAGUCUCACUUUGUUGCCCUCGGCAGAGAGCCAUGGCAUCACAGCUCACAGCAACCUCCAGCUCUUGGGCUUAGGUGAUUCUCUUGCCUCAGCCUCCCAAGUCGCUGGGAUUACAGGUGUCUGCCACAACACCUGGCUAUUUUUGUUGUUGUUGUUGCAGUUUGGCCGGGGCCAGGUUUGAACCUGCCACCUUCGGUAUAUGGGGCCGGCACCCUACUCACUGAGCCACAGGCACCGCCCAACAGUGGGUAGUUUUUAAUAGACGCUUUUGUCCUGAGUGGGCAGAAAACAGGAAGAGCAGGUGUGAGGUAGAAAGUCCUGAGCUCUUCUUUGGCUGGAAUAUUGAGACCCCUGGGAUCCUCUGGAGGACACUGGACCUCACGGAAGUGCCAUUCCAGGGACAGGUGGGUGUAGACCCAGGUGUGGGAAGUGCUGGGUAAGUGGAUUUAUAGCCGUGGGACUGGACCAGGUCGCUUGAGGAGGGAGUGUGUCCCUGGAGACAAAAGGGGCAGCCCAGAACUCUGCAGCCUCCAACAGAAGGGACCAGGAAACCUGGAGGGCAAGGUGACCCAGACACCAAGACAGGAAAGUGUUUGCAGAAGCAGGGAGUCAUCUGUGUCCUGCUGUGAGCACUGAAGACAAGGACAGAAGUGACCAGGGGAUUUAGUCACAGGAGGUUGUUGAUGACCAAGAGCUCAGUGUGGGGACAAAGUCUGAUGGGCAGGUGGGGGAGACCGGCAGUGGAGACAGUGGACAGCCCUUUCCAGAACCUUUGCUGGGGAAGGGGAGCAGAGGAAAGGGGUGGUGACUGGACAGAAAUGGGGACAGGGCAGGGCCUUUACAGGUUAGGAGACACUCGUGCACUCUGUGGGAUGGUAGUGAUUUAGUACGGAGGGCCGAAAAUUGCGAGAUUCCUGACCAGUUCAAGGGUGAGGUUUGGAGGACGAGGGGGGCAGCCUCUUCAGGAGCAGAGGCCCUUCCAGAUGUCUGUGUGGGAGGGACGGUGAGCCCCACUGUCACAUGAGGGUGAGCCUGAGCUCUGGGGGUGUGCGGUGGGGCAGACAUCCACUCUGCCAGUUGUCACAGGAUUCAGAGGGGGUGGCUCAUCACCAUCAGCGUCACCCUGCUGUGCCCAUUCCUUAGACCCUGGCAGGUCUGGGAGAGGCUCCGCAGGGUUUGCAGUUUCAGUUGGAGGCCCCCCAGGCGAGGAGGGAUUGAGGCGGCGGCGCCCUGUACGUAGAGCCUGGCCUUGGUUCUGUGCCCAGAGCGUGUACGUGCGACACGGUGGACGGUGGGCGCAACGUCCCCGGCCUGCAGUGGCCACGCGACUGCGGCCCCCUGCCCUAGGCGGCGCGGGAGCGGCUCCCUUCUUGUUCCCGCGGUGGCCAGGCGGGAGCAGAGGCGCGCGUCACGGCGCGGGUGCCUUCUCUGCUCUGUGACGCAGCGGCGGGGACCCGGGAACGCACGCGGGGCGCCCCCAGCCUGUCCCCGGCCUCAAAGCCGGGACAGACGGACGAUGGCCACGCGGCGGCUCCUGGCGGCGGCGCUCGGGCGCUGCGUCCCCGCCGGCCGCACGGUGACCGCGCUGUCCCAGGGCCUCGCCUGGCGCCGCUUUGCCACCAGCUCGCGUCCAUGCGCCAAAUUCUACACCGACCCCGUGGAGAUGGUGAAGGACAUCUCCGACGGGGCCACCAUCAUGGUCGGGGGCUUCGGGCUGUGCGGCAUCCCCGAGAACCUGAUCGCGGCGCUGCUGCAGACCCGCGUGAAGGACCUGAAGGUGGUGAGCAGCAACGUGGGGGUGGACGACUUCGGCCUGGGCCUCUUGAUGGCCGCCAAGCAGAUCCGCCGCGUCGUCUGCUCCUACGUGGGCGAGAACGGGCUGUGCGAGCAGCAGUACCUGGCGGGCGAGCUGGAGCUGGAGCUGACGCCGCAGGGCACCCUGGCCGAGCGCAUCCGCGCGGGGGGCGCCGGGGUGCCCGCCUUCUACACGCCCACGGGGUACGGGACCCUGGUGCAGGAGGGGGGCUCCCCCAUCAGGUACUACCCCGACGGCCACCUGGCCAUCAUGAGCCACCCGCGGGAGGUGAGGGAGAUCGGAGGCGAGCACUACCUGCUGGAGCAUGCCAUCAGGGCCGACUUCGCCCUGGUCAAAGGCUGGAAGGCCGACCGCAUGGGCAACGUGAUCUUCAGGAGGAGCGCCAGGAAUUUCAACGUGCCCAUGUGCAAAGCUGCAGAUGUCACAGCCGUGGAGGUGGAAGAAGUCGUGGAUGUGGGGACUUUUGCCCCAGAGGACAUCCACGUUCCUAGCAUUUAUGUGGAUCGCGUGAUAAAGGGGGAAAAUUUUGAGAAAAGAAUUGAGCGUUUAAGGUUCCAGGAGGAGGAAGAAAGAGAAGCCCAAGUGGAGGAAGGCCCGAGGACACGCAUCAUCAAACGGGCAGCCCUGGAGUUCAAGGACGGCAUGUACGCCAACCUGGGCAUCGGGAUCCCGCUGCUGGCCAGCAACUUCAUCAGCCCCAGCAUGACCGUCCAUCUGCACAGUGAGAACGGUAUCCUGGGCCUGGGUCCAUUCCCACCCAAAGACCAGGUGGAUGCAGAUCUCAUCAACGCAGGCAAGGAGACAGUCUCGGUGAUCCCAGGGGCCUCAUUUUUCGCCAGCGACGACUCCUUUGCCAUGAUCCGAGGGGGGCACCUCCACCUAACGAUGCUCGGGGCGAUGCAGGUUUCCAAGUACGGCGACCUGGCCAACUGGAUGAUUCCCGGCAAGAAGGUGAAAGGCAUGGGCGGCGCCAUGGAUCUGGUGUCCAGUGUCAAGACCAGAGUGGUGGUCACCAUGGAGCACUGCGCCAAGGACAGCUCCCCCAAAAUCAUGGACACGUGCACGCUGCCGCUGACGGGGAAGCGCUGCGUGGACCGCAUCAUCACCGAGAAGGCCGUGUUCGACGUGCACAAGAAGAAGGGGCUGACGCUGAUGGAGCUCUGGGAGGGCCUGACUGUGGAGGACAUUAAAAAGAGCACCGGGUGCAGCUUUGCCGUGUGCCCCAACCUCAGGCCCAUGCAGCAGGUGGACCCCUGACACGGGAGGCAGCCUGUGGGCACCCAGCCUGUGCUUCUCGGGUCAGCCUGGCAGGGCCUCCUCAGAGGACGUUGGUCAUGGCAGGAAAUCAUUUCACUGGCACAUGGACAGGCUCACCUCUGGGCUCCCAGACUUUCCUGCUAGACAGAUGGGAUUCUCUCUAGAGCGCUGUGACUUUAAUAAACACAUGCAAAAAUUCAGGCAAGGUUGUCCGGCGUGUUCUUGAGCACAGCAAAGCACCCCACGGCAGUGGGAGAGGAAUGUACCCUCUCCCGUGUCUCGACGUGUACACUAAAUUCUCCAUGGCUGGGGGUAUCCACAGCGGGGUUUCAUCCAAGUGCUUCCCUGGUAAUCUAGUCACAAAAUCUAGACAAAAAAAUGACGAGGGGGAAAACACCCCCCACCUUGUCCAACUGUGGUGACAAAUAGACGAACAUUAAGGUGAGUUUGUGCUGGGUGGAAAUGCUGUCUUCAUGAAUGUUUCCCCUUUAGUGCCACUGACUUUUCUUCUGGGGCCUUUCAUUGUGUUGAUCAGUUUUGUUUCCCUGCAGCCUCCUCUCCUCCCCACACGUCUGCUCCUGGUACCUAAGUAGAUGACCCUGAAGGAAAACAGGCCCAUCGUCGGGGAUGGGACCUGGUGAUAGGAGAGAUGGGGGAGGGGCUGUCAUGCUGA
This is a messenger RNA of Nycticebus coucang (slow loris), 5401 nucleotides long. RefSeq names its product succinyl-CoA:3-ketoacid coenzyme A transferase 2, mitochondrial-like. Gene Ontology annotation, molecular function: succinyl-CoA:3-oxo-acid CoA-transferase activity. Lineage: Eukaryota; Metazoa; Chordata; Mammalia; Primates; Lorisidae. The record is from RefSeq and is a predicted model, not a curated record. Gene Ontology annotation, cellular component: mitochondrion. The transcript has a single exon. Bases 3172 to 4728 code for a protein of 518 amino acids. Gene Ontology annotation, biological process: ketone body catabolic process.